Molecule: messenger RNA, 1812 nt
Organism: Propithecus coquereli (Coquerel's sifaka)
Lineage: Eukaryota; Metazoa; Chordata; Mammalia; Primates; Indriidae
Product: chromosome unknown open reading frame, human C1orf94
Exons: 7
Coding region: 1-1812 (603 amino acids)
Source: RefSeq, a predicted model, not a curated record
AUGAGGGUUGGUGGCGGAUGGUCCCCCUGUCUUCGAGCCCUGGGUGGACAAAGGGGCUUCCAGAAAGAGAGGAAGAGGAUGGCCAGUGGGAAUGGGCUCUCUUCAUCCUCGGCCCUGGUGGCCAAGCGUCCCUCCGCCCUGGGCCCAUUCCCCAGAUACAUCUGGAUCCACCAGGACACACCCCAAGACAGCCUAGACAAGACUUGCCAUGAAAUCUGGAAGAGAGUUCAAGGCCUGCCCGAGGCCUUGCAGCCCAGGACCUCCACGGAGCAGCUCUCUGUCUCCAUGGCUGGGACUCUAAGAGACCACGGAUUCAGCUUCCAAGAAGAGGCCCUGGAGCUCCGCAGUGGCAAAGAUGAGAUCUCCCUGCUAGUAGAGCAGGAGUUCCUGAGCCUCACCAAAGAGCACCUCAUCCUGGUCAAAGAGAGCUCAGGGGAGCUGGAGGUGCCUAUUGGCCGCUCUCCUGAAGGGACCAAAAAGCUGGCUCCCUGCAUUCUUGCACCUUCCCUGGUGACCGGCAGUAGUGAGCGCCCCAGAGCCUCCUUCAGUGCUGGCGACAAGCUUCUGGAGCAGAAGGUGGCCAUGCCUGUUAUCGGCAGCCGGCAGGACUGCGAUUCUGCCAUGUCUACAGUCACAGGGAUCCUGCGUGCUGCCAAGGUCAAGAGGGCCAAGGGGACAGAGGACAGGGGCCACAGCCUGAGUGCCUCCAACUUGGAGAUCAGCAAGCUCCUGGCCCAGUUCCCGCUGAAGUCCACGGAAGCGUCUAAGGCCCCUGACAACAAGAUGGUGCUGGAGGAGACAAAAGCCAUCAAGGACUUCCUGCAGAAUAGCAUGUUCAGUGGCCCUGGGCCCAAGGAGCCCACAGGGCUGGGCCCCUUCCUACUGCCGCCGCCCCUGCCGCCUCCUGCAGCCCCUGACAAGCUCCCUGAGCUCUCUGCUCAGAAGAGGCAACUCCCCGUGUUUGCCAAGAUCUGCUCCAAGCCUGAAGCUGACCCUGCCGUGGAGGGGCACAACUUGACGGAACGGAAUCCUGGCACCAAGGAGCCAACCAAGGGUCGAGAGAGCCUCUUUCUCAGCCAGUGGCCCCAGAGCCAGAAGGACACCUGUGGGGAGGAGGGUUGCAGUGACCCAGUGGGCACCAUGUCCGUGACCCUGCCCACCAAGAAGCCAGCAUGGCCGGCUGAGAAGAAUCUGCUCUGUGAGUUCUUUGGGGCCACGAAGAAUCCAAGCGGGCAGCCGAAGCUUCGCAGCAAAGCAGAAGUGGAUGGGCUGGAGCUGAAAGUUAACCCACCUGUGACCGCUGUUGACAAGAAUAACCCCAAGUACACAGGGAACGUUUUCACCCCACGCUUUGCCACAGCCUUGACCUCAGCAACCCUGAACCAGCCCCUCUGGCUCAACAUGAACUAUCCACCUCCUCCGGUGUUCCCAAAUCCCUCCAACUUCCCGCAGUAUCAGGGCGUGUACCCGCCACGGGCAGCGGCAAGGAUGCCCUAUCAGCAGCCUGUGCACCCCCCGAUGGGGUGUUACUCCCGACAGGUGACGCCGUAUAACCCACAGCAGAUGGGACAGCAGAUUUUCCGCUCUUCCUACACCCCCCUGCUAAGCUACAUCCCCUUCGUCCAGCCCAACUAUCCGUACCCUCAGAGGACACCCCCAAAGAUGUCUGCCAAUCCCCGAGACCCUUCCCCCAUGGCAGGGGACGGGCCGCAGUACCUCUUCCCGCCGGCCUAUGGGUUUGGCUCGACGUCUGGUGGGCCUGUGAUGAACAGCCCCUAUUUUUCCUCCAGUGGGAACGGCAUAAAUUUUUAG